AGUCUUUCGACUCAGUCUCGAGCGCUAGCUGGCAGCCAAACGUACGCGCUCCGGGAUCUUCAGCCAGCGGCCGCCAUCGACGUCGUUUGGGUUCCUCUUGGACUCAUCUGCGCCACUCGCCCGCCACACACUCCGCCUGUCUAAGCCGCCAUCAUGGUGAAGCUCGCCAAGGCUGGUAAAAAUCAAGGUGACCCUAAGAAAAUGGCGCCUCCCCCCAAGGAGGUGGAAGAAGACAGUGAAGAUGAGGAAAUGUCAGAAGAUGAAGAGGAUGAGAGCAGCGGAGAAGAGGUGGUUAUCCCUCAGAAAAAAGGCAAGAAGGCCACCCCAACUCCAGCAAAGAAGGUGAUGGUUUCUCCAGUAAAAAAGGGUGUGGUUGCCACACCAGCUAAGAAAGCAGCCGUCACCCCUGGCAAAAAGGCAGUGGCCACACCAGCCAAGAAAACGGUUACACCAGCCAAAGCGGUAGCAACGCCUGGCAAGAAGGGAGCCACACCAGGCAGAGCGGCUGUGGCCACCCCUGGUAAGAAGGGAGCAGUUGUCCCAGCCAAGGGAGCGAAGAAUGGCAAGAAUGCCAAGAAGGAAGACAGUGAGGAAGAAGACGAAGAUGACAGUGAAGAGGAUGAUGAGGACGACGAUGAUGAAGACGAAGAUGAAUUUGAGCCAGCUGUGAUGAAAGCGGCUGCGCCAGCCUCAGACGACGACGAGGAUGAGGAUGAAGAUGAUGAGGAUGACGACGACGAAGACGAGGAUGAUGAGGACGAGGAUGACUCUGAAGAAGAAGCUAUGGAGACUGCACCAGUCAAAGGAAAGAAACCUCCUGCAAAAGUUGCUCCUGUGAAGGCUAAGAACGUGGCUGAGGAUGAUGAUGAAGAGGAUGAGGAUGACGACGAGGAUGAGGAUGAAGAUGAUGAAGAGGAGGAUGAUGAGGACGAAGAGGAGGAAGAGGAGGAAGAAGAGGAAGAACCUGUCAAAGAAGUACCUGGGAAGCGAAAGAAGGAAAUGGCCAAACAGAAAGCCGCUCCUGAAGCCAAGAAGCAAAAAGUGGAAGCCACAGAACCAACUACGUCUUUCAAUCUCUUCGUUGGAAACCUGAACUUCAACAAAUCUGCUCCUGAAUUAAAAACAGGUCUCAGUGACCUUUUUGCUAAAAACGAUCUUGCUGUUGUGGAUGUCAGAAUUGGUGUGUCUAGGAAGUUCGGUUAUGUGGACUUUGAAUCUGCUGAAGACCUGGAAAAGGCCUUGGAACUCACUGGCUUAAAAAUCUUUGGCCAAGAAAUCAAACUAGAAAAACCAAAGGGAAAAGACAGUAAGAAAGAUCGAGACGCAAGAACACUUUUGGCUAAAAAUCUGCCUUACAAAGUUACUCAGGAUGAAUUAAAAGAAGUAUUUGAAGAUGCUAUGGAGAUCAGAUUAGUCAGCAAGGAUGGAAAGAGUAAAGGGAUUGCUUAUAUUGAAUUUAAAACAGAAGCUGAUGCAGAAAAAACGUUGGAAGAAAAGCAGGGAACAGAGAUAGAUGGACGAUCCAUUUCCCUUUACUAUACUGGAGAGAAAGGUCAAAGUCAAGACCACAGAGGUGGGAAGAACAGCACUUGGAGUGGUGAAUCAAAAACACUGGUUUUAAGCAACCUUUCCUACAGUGCAACAGAAGAAACUCUUCAGGAAGUAUUUGAGAAGGCGACUUUUAUCAAAGUACCCCAGAAUCAAAAUGGCAAAUCUAAAGGGUAUGCGUUUAUAGAAUUUGCUUCAUUUGAAGAUGCUAAAGAAGCUUUAAAUUCCUGUAACAAAAGGGAAAUUGAGGGCAGAGCCAUCAGACUGGAGUUGCAAGGGCCCAGGGCAUCAGCCAACGCGAGAAGCCAGCCAUCCAAAACCCUGUUUGUCAAGGGGUUGUCUGAGGAGACCACGGAGGAGACACUGAAGGAGUCAUUUGAUGGUUCUGUCCGGGCGCGGAUAGUCACCGACCGUGAGACCGGGUCCUCCAAAGGGUUUGGGUUUGUCGACUUCAACAGCGAGGAAGAUGCCAAAGCUGCCAAGGAGGCCAUGGAAGAUGGGGAAAUCGACGGCAACAAAGUCAUUUUGGACUGGGCCAAACCUAAAGGCGAGGGCGGCUUCGGGGGUCGCGGAGGAGGCAGAGGCGGCUUCGGAGGCAGAGGCGGCGGCCGAGGAGGCAGAGGCGGCGGCUUCGGGGGCCGAGGUCGGGGAGGCUUCGGAGGCCGGGGAGGCUUCCGAGGAGGCCGAGGAGGAGGUGGCGACCACAAGCCGCAAGGAAAGAAGACGAAGUUUGAAUAGUUUCUUCUCUCCCUGUCUUUCCUUCUUCCGUUUGAAAGAAAGGACUCUGGGGUUUCUCUGCUCCCUGGUCAGUUGGCCUUUUGAGGACAUUCCAAGGCAGUUUGCAGUCCGGUGGGCGACUCGGAAUCGCAUAGAUGACAUUUCAAAGGGGGACGCCCUGUUGGUUUUGACUGGAUGUUCAUAUAAACUUUUUAAAGAGAUGAGUGAUAGAGCUAACCCUUAUCUGUAAGUUUUGAAUUUAUAUUGUUCUUCCCAUGUACAAAACCAUUUUUUUCCUACAAAUAGGUGUUUUUUGUUUUUGUGUUUUUGCGUUGGGGGGUGUAAAGGAAAGCAGAAUGUUUUAUGAUUUUUGCUUCAGCAACUUUGGGACAAAUUAAAAGUCCUAAACUCUGG
This is a messenger RNA of Condylura cristata (star-nosed mole), 2679 nucleotides long. It is a transcript of the gene NUCLEOLIN, whose product is annotated as nucleolin. Bases 154 to 2286 code for a protein of 710 amino acids. The record is from RefSeq and is a predicted model, not a curated record. Lineage: Eukaryota; Metazoa; Chordata; Mammalia; Eulipotyphla; Talpidae. Gene Ontology annotation, molecular function: RNA binding. The transcript is spliced from 14 exons.